AACUACGACAUCAUCAUCAUCAACAACAACUACGACAUCAUCAUCAGCAACAACUGACACUACAAGCACUACAUCAGCAUCGACAACCACUGUUAGUACGACUACAACAUCGACAACAACUGGCACUACAAGCACUACAUCAGCAACGACAACCACUGCAAGUACGACUACUACAUCAACAACAACAACUACCAGCACAACUGCUACACCCAUUCUUACUAUAGCAACGUCUACAGGCCCUUGGUAUGGUUAUGAAAGAGUCACCAUUAGUUGUUUGGCCACUUGGACGAACGUUACUAUUCAGAUCAUUACAAAAAAGGCCGGUGGUGCAACAUAUCAUGAUAGUUAUAAUACAUUUCCAGGAGGGACAGUAAAUCCUUCGCACAGUAGUGAUACUACACAGAUAAUAUAUACAUGGAAUAUUGUUAGUGGACAAAAUGUUAACUGUUGGAGUGCUUCCUAUAGUGCUACCGCCGAGUUUGAUUUGGGUGCAACAUUGAAAACAACCAGUGAUGAUACCUAUGCGGUGACAAUAACAACGAUUGCCGGAGUGACCAGUACAUAUACGGGAAAUUUUUGA
Rotaria sordida is the source of this 580-nucleotide messenger RNA. NCBI's taxonomy places the organism in Eukaryota, Metazoa, Rotifera, Eurotatoria, Philodinida, Philodinidae. The record is from the annotation of a GenBank genome assembly.